This is a messenger RNA of Arabidopsis thaliana (thale cress), 1026 nucleotides long. RefSeq names its product VQ motif-containing protein. The coding region runs from base 58 to 684 and encodes 208 amino acids. Lineage: Eukaryota; Viridiplantae; Streptophyta; Magnoliopsida; Brassicales; Brassicaceae. The record is from RefSeq and is marked reviewed. The transcript has a single exon.
AAUGUAUACAAGCUACACCAAAGAAAAAAAAAAUUGACAAACAAAUAUAAAAUCCCUAUGAACAACUCUAGAGAAGACCAGUGGUUACAACACUAUGAGCAACAAAAUAUUCAAGAGAUUACUCCGUGCUUCAACGCCAUUAACAUCGCGUCAUCGUCGGGAUCUUCCCUUGGAGACGGUGGUGCCGCGGCACAUGAAGCUGCUGGAAGGAGAUCUAGGGCUUCGAGGAGAGCCAUACCAACAACCCUCCUAAACGCAAACCCUAGCAAUUUCCGAGCCCUAGUUCAGAAAUUUACCGGACGUUCUGCCGGAGGUGAAUCCAACCGCAGAAAAGGUCCGGUGACUUUGGAUUUCGGGUCUCCCACUACAAUCUCCAAAGAAGCUAUCUUUCCAGUCUCAAGCGAUCGAAGUAAUAACAAUCUUGAUCAUGUGGUCAACCAACACGUGAGUAACGAGCAGCGUCACGUGACUUGGUCAGGUACAGAAUCAAUGAUGUCGUAUCAGUUAGGCGAGGAAACUAACUCGGCGGUUUACAGCAGCGGGUACGAUGAUCAAGAUCUUCCGAGGGAAUACUCCGGGAAUAGUAGCUAUGAUGAAAGUUUGGAUCACAUGGAUUAUUAUCAAGAUUUCCACCGUGAGACGGCAACAUUGGAAGAGUUUAUGAUGAGAGAUCUCGAUUUAUAAUAUAGCUUGUUUUUAGUCAUUAGAUAUUAUGAAGAUGAUAAUAAUCAUGAUCAUCAUAAUGUUACUUAGGGGAAAAACAAGUUUCUUAGAAAUAUUACUUUACAAUUGAUUUUCUAAUAAUAUUUGAAGAAAUAAAUAAAAUAUGUUCCAAAAACUUCCAAUAUAUGAUGUGAAUUUUGUACGAAUCACUUGAAUUCAAUUAAAGGGUUACGUUGAAAAAUUAAAAUGGAUUUGGUAUGGUGAAUUACUUAAAAAUUUAAAAAGUUUUAGAUCUAGGAAGGAGUUUAGUUAGAGCAUCUCCAAAAUAGAGUAGUAACUUAAUCUUAGAGUUGGUUUUUUCUC